AUGGACGCGGGGCUGCUGAGUGUCAUCCUGGGCACUGUCCUAGUGCGGGUGGAGACGGCCACGCAGGACCUCAAUCUACACGAGAUUGUAGGAUUUUGGCGAGAAGCUGGUGUGGCCUCCAGCCAAAACCUGGCGCUAAAGACCCCAAAGAGGCUGGAGGCCUUGUUCCUGACCUUGAGUGGAGAUGAGCUGACGGGGAAGGCUACGUAUGACAGCUCAGGAAGUUGUGAGACAGAAAACAUAGUGGGCUCAGAAAUAGAUGUUUUGGGGAGAUCCUGCUUUUCCUGGCCACAGGGAGACCCACGGACAGACACGGACUACGAGCAGGACGCCAUUCGGAGGGUGUCCCUGCACUGGCAGGGCCAGGAUUUCCACGUGCUCAAAUACUUUACUCGGAGCCUCGAGGACGAGUACGGACCAGGCUUCUGGAGGUUCCGGGAGUUGACAGCUGAUGUAGGGCUGUACCUGGUGGCCCGGCACGGGAGGUGUGCCAAGCUCCUGAAGGAGGAGCUGAUCUAGAGGAUCCCCUGACCCCAGGCCAGCAUGGUCCGAGCCCCCGCCCGCCUGGCCUGACCUGGCCCCAGGAGGCGGC
Molecule: messenger RNA, 592 nt
Organism: Lynx canadensis (Canada lynx)
Lineage: Eukaryota; Metazoa; Chordata; Mammalia; Carnivora; Felidae
Gene: LCN8
Product: lipocalin 8
Exons: 7
Coding region: 1-519 (172 amino acids)
Molecular function (GO): small molecule binding
Source: RefSeq, a predicted model, not a curated record